AUGGGCGAGACUUUGACACAAUACAAGCACCAUCUGUGGCUGUCAGCCGAGCCCGAGCAGGAUGUCGUCCCAGCGACCACCACCACCACCGGCCCCCUCCCUCGCGUGUCCGAGCACUACGACAGCGAAGUCAUCAUCAGGAGCCCGACGAACAUCACCCUCGACGUCACCGUCCGGGUUGGCGGGAAAGCCCCCGGGCCGGCCUUCACCGUCACCCUGUCGGCGUGCAAGUGCAGCCUGCUCAGCGACCUGCGGGCUCACAUCGUGGUCAGGGGCUCGCGAGACGCGAGACUGCAAGAGACCACAACGUUGCCGCCCUGCGGAGACGGCGGUGACAGCAGUCUCCUGCGUCGCAUCCGGGACCUGCGCAGGGUGACUUUCCGGCUGGAGGAGGACGGGCACGUCGCCAGGUUGAACAUCACCCCGACGAGGAUCGACGCGUCCUGCGUGUUUCCCGAGACCGAGUACGAGGCGUGGUAUUACCGGAACAUUCUGAGGGGCAACCAGAGGGUGUACGCGGUCGAGGUCAAUAUCGAAGCUUGA
Molecule: messenger RNA, 543 nt
Organism: Cladophialophora immunda
Lineage: Eukaryota; Fungi; Ascomycota; Eurotiomycetes; Chaetothyriales; Herpotrichiellaceae
Exons: 1
Coding region: 1-543 (180 amino acids)
Source: RefSeq, a predicted model, not a curated record